Molecule: messenger RNA, 1613 nt
Organism: Psammomys obesus (fat sand rat)
Lineage: Eukaryota; Metazoa; Chordata; Mammalia; Rodentia; Muridae
Gene: Noxa1
Product: NADPH oxidase activator 1
Exons: 12
Coding region: 277-1599 (440 amino acids)
Biological process (GO): superoxide anion generation
Molecular function (GO): protein binding; superoxide-generating NADPH oxidase activator activity
Source: RefSeq, a predicted model, not a curated record
GACUUGGUUAGUUGGCUCAGGGCGGGACUUCAGAGAAGGGCCUGGGACUGGGCGGGGCCUCGGGCCGUCACGUCAGUCUCAACAAGGCGGUCUCAACACGGCGAGUCACAACUCCAGUUGCUCGCCCAUUAGCCGGGUCUCACCAACUUUGUAUCGCUGCUGUCCUGGCUCUUGGCCCGCGAUUCCCCAAUUUCUGUGGGACGCCCUCCGUCUGCCCCGCGCUCUCGGGCUAGAAUCGCUGAGUUUCUCCAUCGCAAAGCAGAUAUCCCCAUUUCCAUGAGCUCCCUAGGGGAUCAGGUACGGGACUGGCACCAGGGGGUACUGGCUGUGGCACGCGAAGACUGGGACUGCGCGCUGUGCCUCUUCUCAAACGUCCGGGAACCUCUGGCCAAGAUGUACUUUAACAUGGGCUGCGUGCACCUGAUGGCAGGGGACCCCGAGGCUGCGUUACGGGCAUUUGACCAAGCACUGACCAAGGACACCUGCAUGGCUGUUGGCUUCUUCCAGCGGGGAGUGGCCAAUUUCCAGCUGGAGAGGUUCCAGGAGGCUGUGUCUGAUUUCCAGCUGGCCCUGGCCCAGCUGAGAGGCAAUGCUGCCAUUGACUACACACAACUGGGUCUGCACUUCAAAUUGCAAGCAUGGGAGGUCCUAUACAACAAGGCAUCAGCACAGUGCCAGGCAGGGCUCUGGACCAACGCUGUCGAUACUCUAGAGGAGGCAAUCUCCAAAUGGCCAGAGGGGGCCCAAGAUAUCCUGGACAUUGCCCUGGACCAAGCGCAGAAACAGGUACCCCUGCAGCUGAGGCAAGUCCCCAAAGGUGAGGUCUUCCAGCCUCCCAGGCAAUACCUAAAGCAUCUGGAGCCCGUGGAUUUCCUAGGCAAGGCUAAGGUGGUGGCUUCUGUCAUCCCUGACAACCACAACCCAGACAUCCAGCCUCGGCAGAGGUUCAAGGAGGGGCCAGUCGGCCAUCCAUCUUCUCCAGCCAUGGGUGGUCCCAAGAGUCCUGCUCCAUGCUACAGUUUGCUGGCAUCUGGAGUCCCCACUGAAGAUCCCGCAGGAGCUGGGGGAGCAGCUGCUGAGGACCUUGAACCCUUGGUGACUGCCACUUUGCAGUGCCACUUUACUGUGCCCCUGAAGGUCCCAAGAGGAACUGGUUUGUCCAGUUUGCGGACACUGCUGGCUCAAGCUUUCCUUCACCAUGCCCAGACGGGGCAGCUCAGUUACAAAGCCCCAGGAGAUGAGAAGUCCUGGAUCCCCAUCCUCACGGAGGAAUCCCUACAGAGUGUAUGGAGGAAUGUGGCCAUUGGCCCACGAGGGUUGCAGCUCCAGUGCCGGCCCACCCUUCUGCCACAGGGAGCCUGGGGCCGGCCAGUCCUCUACCAAGUAGUAGCUCGACACAACUACCCAGCCCAAAAGCCUGAGGAUCUGGACUUCCACCAAGGGGACACAGUGGACGUUCUGUGUGAAGUGGAUGAAGCAUGGCUGGAGGGACACCGAGAUGGCUGCACCGGCAUUUUCCCCAAGUGCUUUGUGGUCUCAGCUGAUGUCUGUGUGGAAGCCCCACCUGUUCUGGGACCCCAGCCAGGAGACCAGCAAUAAAUACUGUGACAAGA